AUGCCCGGAAUUCUUGAUUGUCCACCUGAGAUUCUCGAACUCAUAAUAGACGAGCUGGCAUUUAGCCCCGCACUUGCUAGCGAGCUUGUCGAUUCAGUACAUCAACGUUUAUCUCGAAGGAUAUUCUCACUCGGACAGACAUGUCAAUUUUUCUACCAAUUCAUUCUACCACGGCUCUAUUCGAAUUGCUUUCUUGAAUUCCACGCAUUCUUUUAUCAUUUUGCUGAAUCGCCACAAUACCGCUUGUACGAUUCAUCCGCUGUGGGUACAGUACAGAAGUACAAUGGCUUUCUCAAACACGGAUCUCUGGUCAAAGAUCUCAAUAUCAGAUUUGACGAGCUUGCAGACUGGCCACAUCCCGCUCAGGAAUGGAAGGCGGUUAAAUGGUCUGAAUUUCAAGAAGUGUCACAGCCGGCUCCAAACAUCCUCGAGAAACUGCUCCCGAGGUUCGAUCGUCUUAACAGAGUGGAGUUUCAACGGGACACAAGGACUCUAGGCUCUCUAGGUGACGUCGUAAGAGGGUUAGGUUUAGUGUUAUCCCGAGUAACGUCCUUGACAGCAUUAGAUCUAUCCAUCCAGUACAAUACCGAAGACAAAAGCGACUGGGCCAAGAACGCAGUUGAGAUUGAAUACUCCAGUUUUGCUGCACGAUUACGAGACCUAAGUAUCUCGGUUGAACCGAAAUCAAGGGAGUUAGAUUGGAACGAGGAACCAACAGAUCAUGACCUGUUAGAUUGUUUUUGGUUUAUGGACGUCCUUAUCCAGUUACUCAGUAUACCUUCACAGACCGUCAAGACUUUGAACUUUGAGUUCAUCCUCGAGCAAUUUGGAGGAUGUCCACUAGGCCGUCGAUGGUUGAAGAAUAGGGAAAAUGGGCCACCUACCAAAAUCGUUAAAAAUCGCUUGGAACUCCCUCUCGUCAGCAAAUUAUAUCUUACUCUUGGAAACGGAUGUCAAUUCGCCUACGAGCAUUGCUUCAAAAUCACUCAUAGAGAGGUCAAGGACUUGAGUUUGCAAUUGAUUACCCUCCCCGGGGGCGAAUGGUUAAAGGAAAUAUCCUUCAUCAAAAGUUUUCCGAAACUUAUAGCCAUCACUUUAUAUCAUCCACGUGAUAUAGAGCUAGUAGAAGCCGUCGUUGCUUCUUUGCAAUCGGAUUUUAUCCAUUUAAAGGAACUUAGAGUCGUUUUAUUUACGCCUUCUUCCUAUGUCAGGGCCAUAAUCGACAAAUUUGGGAAGGGCUCCCGGAUUCAAGUUGAGAAAUUUGAUUCUCGCCAUAGCUCUGCGACUGUCCGGUUACACUUUUAA
This is a messenger RNA of Orbilia oligospora ATCC 24927, 1305 nucleotides long. RefSeq lists its product as uncharacterized. The record is from RefSeq and is a predicted model, not a curated record. Bases 1 to 1305 code for a protein of 434 amino acids. NCBI's taxonomy places the organism in Eukaryota, Fungi, Ascomycota, Orbiliomycetes, Orbiliales, Orbiliaceae. The transcript has 3 exons.